Bradysia coprophila is the source of this 2066-nucleotide messenger RNA. Its product is annotated as carboxylic ester hydrolase-like. Lineage: Eukaryota; Metazoa; Arthropoda; Insecta; Diptera; Sciaridae. The record is from RefSeq and is a predicted model, not a curated record.
AUGAUGUCGCAGUCGCAUAACAAAAUUGUUUACUUCUGUUUCGUUUUUAUUUCGAUUUUUAAUUACGGUUCGUUCGAAGUCGUUGAAAUUGAACAAGGCAGCAUCAAUGGCACCAUAUUAAGAUCACGCAAUGGACGAAACUUUCAUGCAUUUCUUCGGAUACCGUUUGCUGAGCCACCAAUUGGCGACUUACGAUUCAAAGAGCCACAAUCACCGAAACCAUGGAAUGGUCUCUACGAUGCCACAUACUAUGGGCCGAUGUGCGUCCAAACGAACGCACGGCCUGACAUCGGUGCCGAUGAGGACUGUCUGCAUCUCAAUGUGUUUUCGCCAAAUUUAAAUGCGUCGUUGCCGGUGAUUGUUUACAUAUUUGGUGGAGCUUUUUCGUUUGGAACUGGGAUCGAUCAAGGAGGACCGCAAAGCUUGAUGGACAGAGAAGUGGUUUUGGUUAAUUUUAACCAUAGAGUUAGCGCUCUAGGAUUUUUGGCUCUAGGAACAAAGGAAAUUCCAGGAAACGCUGGAAUGAAAGACCAGGUCUUGGCAUUGAAAUGGAUUCAAAAUAACAUUGCUGCUUUCGGAGGCGAUCCCAGACGAGUUACACUGACUGGAAUGUCGGCAGGAGGAAUUUCGGCAACUGCUCACAUGAUUUCCCCAAUGUCAAAGGAUCUGUUUCACGGUGUUUACUCUUUCAGUGGAUCGAUUACUGGCGUACGAUCAUUGUUGUAUGGACCCCAUCACUUAGCGUAUGGUAAAUUGUUGGCUCAAAAAGUGGGAUGCAAUGACACUGAAAAUGUUGAAAAUAUGAUUGCGUGUUUACAAGAAAAACCGGCAAUCGACAUUGUCAGUGCUGAAGUAAGAGAUUUCCCCGAAUGCGUAUUGUCAGCCUGGUUUCCGAUAAUAGAGCCCAAUUUAGGACAAGCACAAUUCCUUGCUGAUGAUCCUGCCGAAUUAUUCAGAACUGGUAACUUUUACAAAGUGCCAGUUGUGAUUGGCCGAAGUACUGAUGAGUUCGUGAAUCCAGUUAUCCGUGUCUUGGAGAGCCGACUUCUCGACAUGAUGAAUAGUGAAUUUGAUGUGAUUGCUCCGAUUUGCUUCCGUUACGAAGAAAACACGGAAAAAUCCAAAGCUUUUAGCGAAGUAUUGAGAAAAACAUAUUUACCUUUCGAUGAAAUUGACGUUCGCUCCUUCGGCGGGUUAGCUUAUCUAUUCGGUGAUAGUCUUAUUGGUUAUAGCGUUCACAGACUUGUUCAUCUCAUUUCCAAACAAACGCCAGUUUUCUACUACAAAUUUUCUUACAUCGGACGUCACAGCGCCUUCCUGUAUCCGCACGAUAAGCCUUAUGGUACUCAUCACGGUGACGACACUCAGUAUCCAUUUCAAGACUUCACCUUCAGACCGGGUCGUGAGAUUAGUUUAUUAGAUCCGGAAAGUUUCAUGGUGGAGAGAAUGACGAAAAUUUUCGAAAGUUUCGCUGCCUCAGGGAAUCCGAACUUCAAUCCAGAAGAAAUGAAUUGGCCACAGCAUGAUUUAUCGAAUGAAUUCUACAUGGAUAUUGGUACGCAUAUGGUGGAGAAGAAUGGUUUAUUCCUCGAACGUUAUUCUGUUUGGGAUGACUUUGUGAAUAGUGCAUCGUCCAGCGUAUUUUCGACGACAAAGUCUGUGUUUGUUUCCAUAUUUGCUGUUGUCAUUACAAUUCUGAAAAUGUGCAUCUAAGCCAUAUCACUGCAUAAAGGGCAAAGAGAGUAAAAUUUGAGGUUGACAAAUUUGUCUAACAAUUUCACAGGCAUACAACGUUUUACGUAACGAAGUGUUUUGUUCAUUAACUUUAUCGCACUUCUGCGAUAAAACUGUAUAAAAACCCUUUAUGCAAUUCAGUGAUGAUAUUUGUAGCUUACGCAACCUGUGUGCAAUGUGUUAUGAACGUAUUUUAUCACACUAGUGCGAUAAAGGAUUUGCAAGGGAUCUGCGAAAAAAGCCACCUGGUGCUGAAGUUACACUGAGAUUAUCUUCGGUAUUUAUUCGAUUUUCUUCAUUGCAUAAAACGUUGUAUGCAACACGAAUCGUAU